Molecule: messenger RNA, 633 nt
Organism: Phytophthora sojae
Lineage: Eukaryota; Oomycota; Peronosporomycetes; Peronosporales; Peronosporaceae
Exons: 3
Source: RefSeq, a predicted model, not a curated record
AUCGGCAAGUCCGUCUUCUACGCCUACUUCUUCCUUCGUUUCCGCAUGGAGCAUCCAGAAUGGACCAUUGUCGCCUCAACCUAUACAAAAUCUGGAGGCGUCGAGAACGUGGCUGUUUUUGAGGCUGGCAACGAGAAACAUUGGGACGCGCUGAAGGCUUAUAACCGGGAGAAGAAGGUGUUGUGGUUGUGUGAUGGUCCGCCGCAGGUACGACGUCCGCAGUCCGUGGUUUUUACGAGCCCGAUCGAGAGAUGGAUGAAAAUAGUGAGAGAUGAUCUCUGUGACUACUACAUGCCUCCGUGGACACUUCGAGAGCUCCAGCUAGCUGCUUCAGUGCUGAACUACGCCAUUAGUGACGAUGAAAUGCAGGAGCGGUUCUGGAAAUUUGGUGGUAUCAGUGAUCGUGGUCGGCUCGAGAACCUGCUUGAGGGAAACGAGAACGAGGACACUCGCCAUCGUUUCCUGCAUUACGAGCCGAUUGGUGACGGGGGUGAAAAAGAGGAGAAGCUUGUGUCAGACAUGGUUUGUGAAAAACUUUCAGAGCGACUGUUGCAAGUAAUCAAGCGCAGUAUGAAUGCAGUGAAAGGCUUGCUUGAAGGAAUACCAGCAGCUGCCUCACUCCGUGGAGGGAUU